Molecule: messenger RNA, 853 nt
Organism: Cynocephalus volans (Philippine flying lemur)
Lineage: Eukaryota; Metazoa; Chordata; Mammalia; Dermoptera; Cynocephalidae
Gene: CCDC28B
Product: coiled-coil domain containing 28B
Exons: 6
Coding region: 110-712 (200 amino acids)
Cellular component (GO): centrosome
Source: RefSeq, a predicted model, not a curated record
GGGAGCAGAGUGCGGAAGGCGGAGGGAACUUGCACAGAAGCGUCACUCCAGACCCCAAACCUCCAGUGAGGUUACUUCCCUCUCAGGCCUGAGGCCCAGCCAGCACCCAAUGGAUGACAAGAAGAAGAAACGGAGUCCCAAGCCCUGCCUGACCCAGCCAGCCCAGGCCCCAGGCACACUACGAAGGGUCCCUGUGCCCACCAGCCACAGUGGCUCCUUGGCAUUGGGACUCCCUCAUCUGCCAUCCCCCAAGCAGCGGGCCAAGUUCAAGAGAGUAGGCAAGGAGAAAUGCCGCACAGUGUUGGCCGGAGGUGGAGGUGGCUCUGUAGGCACGCCCCUGCAGCACUCCUUCCUGACUGAAGUGACUGACGUCUAUGAGAUGGAGGGGGGACUAUUGAACCUGCUCAACGAUUUCCACUCAGGCCGGCUGCAGGCCUUUGGGAAGGAAUGCUCCUUUGAGCAGUUGGAGCAUGUGCGGGAGAUGCAAGAGAAGCUGGCCCGGCUGCACUUCAGCCUGGACGUGUGCGGAGAGGAGGAGGAGGACGAGGAGGAAGAAGACGGGGUCACUGAGGCAUUGCCUGAAGAGCAGAAGAAGACGAUGGCUGACCGCAACCUGGACCAGCUGCUUAGCAAUCUAGAAGAUCUUAGUAAUUCUAUACAGAAGUUGCACCUGGCCGAGAACGCCGAGCCUGAGGAGCAGUCAGCUGUGUAGGUGUCGGCGGAGCCGGGCCCAGACUGCCCCUCUCAUCCCCUUCAAACUGGGACUUUUACAGACUCGGGAGGGUGUUCCGCGGCCCCCCAGGUGCUAUGGGAGAGGGGGGCACUGCAUGGAAUUAAACCAGAAAGAAAGAAA